GUUGCAUUCCACGACAUUUAAAAUGACCUGAAAUGCAUACGGGCGCUCAUCGGGGCUGCCCUCUGGGACUUUGCGUCGCGCGCUGACGCAUGGUAGUAGGACCCGGAUGGAAGGAGGCGAACAGAAGCUCGAGGUUUCAAAAUGACCUUUAAUUUCACAAACCCAUCUGGAGGCUUCUCAUUUGCAACACAGAAGACUACUGCAGGUGGCACAGGUGGAUUUUCCUUUGGCACCAAUGCUGGAGGUUCUCAAGGCAGCUUUGGCUUUUCAACAGCUCAGCAGUCAGCAGCCACGGUGGCUGCCACCACCUCGGCCCCAAAUGCCAGUAUGUUCUCAUUCGCUACGCCAAAUGUAGCGGCAACUUCAUCCACUGGUUUUAGCUUUCCAGCACAACCAGCAACAACCACCACAGGUGGAAACUUCUUACUCGGAAUGAAUAAAACCAAUUUAUCAUUUGGCAUUGCAACAACCCAACCAGCCUCUGGCUUCUUUGGUUGCACACCAUCCACAAGUGCUGCAGUUGCAGCCACCUCUACCGGCACUGCCACCACCUCUGCCUUCUCACUAUCCUCCGGACCGGCUACCCAGACCUUGGCUCCAACUGGCUUCAAUUUUGGCAACGCCUCAGCUCAGCCAGCUACCGUGGGAUUUGGUGCUGUUGCUUGCUCCACAGCCACAGCCCAGACAACAGCUUCCACUGGAUUUGGAUUUACCACUACUCCAGUGGCUUCAACCCAGACAACCACAGCAGGGGGAUUUGGCUUUGCAACCAACACAACACCAGCAAUUGGUGGGUUCAGGUUUGGAACUCCAGCAAGUACUACAGCAGCCCCUAAGCCAGCAGCACCAGGCUCUCUUGGAGCACCUACAACAGGUUUUUCUUUUGGUGCACCUACAGCCGUAUCAAGUGCAGCCACAUCAGCUUUAACUGCACAAAGUCUUCCUUUUGGUGCAAAGCCAGCAGGUUUGACCACAGGACCUUCAACUUGUUCAUCUUCAGCAGGGCCAUCUCUGUUUGCUUCAGUGGUGAGCUCAGAACCUUCCACCUCUACCGUGACUAGUGGAUUUACAUUGACCAGCAAUGCUACUUCAGUUCCAGCUGCCUCGACAUCUUCUACUCCAUUUGGGUUUAAGCCAACAGGUACAGCCUUGCCUCUGACUACAGCUACAACCUUGGCUUCUAGCACCCCUGCUGCUGCUGCGACAACCACUGGAUUUUCAUUGGGCCUGAAGACACCAGUAAGUUUCUCUAUGACAGCAGGUCCAUCUGGGACAACUGCAAGUGUGAGUAGUACUGCAACAGUUAGCACCACGACUUUUUGCACCACUGCAACUACCAGUGCAUCCACCAGCAGUGCUGCUGUUACAACCAGUGCCUCUCCAGUUAUGUCGUAUGCUCAGCUGGAAAGUCUGAUCAACAAGUGGAGUGUGGAGCUGGAGGAACAGGAGAAACAAUUCCUACACCAGGCCACACAAGUCAAUGCUUGGGAUCGAAUGCUGAUUGAAAAUGGAGAAAAGAUCACUGCUUUACACCGAGAGGCAGAGAAGGUGAAACUGGAUCAGAAGAGGUUGGACCAAGAACUUGACUUCAUUUUGUCUCAGCAAAAGGAACUGGAAGAUCUGCUAGCUCCGCUGGAAGAGUCAGUCAGGGACCAUCACGGCACUAUUUACUUGCAACAUGCAGAUGAAGAGCGAGAGCACACAUACAAGUUGGCAGAGAAUAUUGAUGCUCAAUUGAAGAGGAUGGCCCAGGAUCUGAAGGAAAUUAUCCAACAUCUGAACACCAGCAACAGCUCUUCUGAAGUCAGUGAUCCGUUGCAACAAAUCUGCAAAAUUCUUAAUGCCCACAUGGAUUCACUGCAGUGGAUUGACCAGAGUUCAGUCUUGCUGCAGAAGAAAGUGGAGGAUGUCUCGAAGCAAUUUGAAUUGCGACGGAAGGAGCAGGAACGAAACUACAGAAUUACAUUUGACUAGACACUGAUAUUUCACUUACUGUAAACACCUGUACCUUUUUAUCAGCUUUUUUAAAAUAAAGAAUGUGAUUGUCACUUCA
Messenger RNA from Hypanus sabinus (Atlantic stingray), 2053 nucleotides. Its product is annotated as nuclear pore glycoprotein p62-like. The transcript has 13 exons. Gene Ontology annotation, cellular component: nuclear pore central transport channel; nuclear pore. Gene Ontology annotation, molecular function: structural constituent of nuclear pore; phospholipid binding. Gene Ontology annotation, biological process: RNA export from nucleus; protein import into nucleus. Lineage: Eukaryota; Metazoa; Chordata; Chondrichthyes; Myliobatiformes; Dasyatidae. Bases 142 to 1974 code for a protein of 610 amino acids. The record is from RefSeq and is a predicted model, not a curated record.